GUUUUGGGAAAGGAGAAGGAGUGCGCGGAGUUGUCAUGGCAACGGCUGGCCGCGGUGGUUCCACGUUCCUCCUGCUGGGCUGUUCGGGCGCUGGCAAGACUCUGCUGGUCAAGCGGCUGCAGAAGCUGAGCUCCAGGGAUGGUGCCAAGGACCUUGGAGAGCCACCCCCCACGCUGCCUACGGUGGGCACGAACCUUACUGAUCUUGUGAUUGGAAAAAGGAUCACAGUUCGGGAACUGGGAGGAUGCAUGGGGCCCAUUUGGUCCAGCUACUACAGUGACUGCUGCUGUGUUUUGUACGUGAUUGAUGCUGCCAGACCCACCCAGAUUGCCUCUUCCUGCGUUCAGCUCCUGUCGCUCCUCUCCGCUGAAGAGCUAACAUCAGUCCCUGUCCUCAUCAUUUUCAAUAAGAUUGACCUACCUUGCUACAUGUCCCUGGUGGAGAUGAAAUCAUUAUUCCGAAUCCAAGACAUUGUUUCCUGUGCCAAACAGCCCAUCACCAUUGUGGAGACAAGUGCACGUGAGGGCACUGGCUUACCUAAAGUGAUGCAGUGGCUUAGCUCUGUCUUGCAUGAUUUCAGAUGAUCUUCUUGUCUCUGGUGCCAUGUGUAGACCACAAAGGGGGAAAACCUGGACCACACCAUUAGCUUUAUACCUGUGUUUUAAAAAAAAUGCUGCUAUCCUGGACAUUGGUAUGGUUUGAGCUUGAAAGGAAAUGUUUCACUAUUUUUGUAUGUUGCGGUAAGUUAGUACUAGAUGGAGGCAGAGAACGUUUCUAUGGAAUGAGAGAUAAAAUCCAUUCAGUCGCAUCCA
Molecule: messenger RNA, 812 nt
Organism: Heteronotia binoei (common prickly gecko)
Lineage: Eukaryota; Metazoa; Chordata; Lepidosauria; Squamata; Gekkonidae
Gene: ARL16
Product: ADP ribosylation factor like GTPase 16
Exons: 5
Coding region: 36-584 (182 amino acids)
Molecular function (GO): GTP binding; GTPase activity
Source: RefSeq, a predicted model, not a curated record